GUAGCACAUUAGGCCUCAGCCCCCCACACACAAAGUCUUAAGCUUUCUUCUUCUUCUUCUCCUCCUUCCUUUGUCUCUCUUCUCUCAUAUAAGACCCAAAUGAUUUAGAGGCCUGGUUUCUCUACCACGCGUCCAUUUUCAUUCUGACAAUGAGAUCAAAGUGUUAGCCUCCUCUUUCUCUGUCUUGUGUCCUGUUGUUUCAUUCUCAAACGUUAAAAAUAAAUUUGGGUUCCGAGAUCCAAGCCGGGAAUGGCGCGGUUUUGGUGGUCGAAAGAGGAGAGCCACCGAGGGACGCCGGUGGUGGUGAAGAUGGAGAAUCCCAACUGGUCAAUGGUGGAGCUGGAGGGCCCCACCGACGAGGACUUCCUAAUGGCGGAGUCUCCGGGCCGAGCCAGAGACAAAGGCCGCGGCAAAAACGCCAAGCAGUUCACUUGGGUCCUCCUCCUCAAGGCCCACCGUGCCGCCGGCUGCCUCACCUCCCUCGGCUCCGCAAUGCUGGGCCUCGCCUCCGCCAUACGACGCCGCGUCGCCUCCGGAAGGACCGACACUGACCCCGACCAGGACGCCGACAGCGAGCCACGUGGCGGCAACCCGGCGGCGAAGUCGAGAUUCUAUCUGUGCAUCAAGCUGUUUCUGUUCAUGUCUCUGGUGCUGUUGGGUUUUGAGGUCGCAGCGUAUUUUAAGGGGUGGCACUUGGGAGCUCCACACCUGCAGCUUCAGUACUUCUGGGAUAUGGAGUUUGACGGGGUUAAGGGUGCUUUCGAUUGGGUCUAUUCCAAGUGGGUUUUGAUUCGGGUAGACUAUUUGGCUCCGCCGCUUCAGUUUCUGGCCAAUGCUUGUAUUGUGCUCUUCAUGGUUCAGAGCUUGGAUAGGCUGAUUCUGUGCUUGGGGUGUUUCUGGAUCCGGUUCAAGAAGAUCAAACCGGUUCCAAAACGCGGUCCUUUGGAUCUUGAAUCAGCAGAGUAUGGCUACUUCCCUAUGGUGCUAGUUCAGAUCCCCAUGUGCAAUGAGAAAGAGGUUUAUCAGCAGUCAAUUGGCGCUGUGUGCAAUUUAGACUGGCCAAAGUCGAGGUUGUUGGUUCAAGUUCUUGACGAUUCGGAUGACCCGACUACGCAGUUUAUGAUCAAAGAGGAGGUCCAGAAAUGGCAAAAGGAGGGGGCCAACAUUUUGUAUCGGCAUAGAGUGAUUAGAGAUGGAUACAAGGCUGGCAAUCUCAAGUCUGCAAUGAAUUGUAGCUAUGUGAAAGACUACGAGUUUGUUGCAAUUUUCGACGCCGAUUUUCAGCCUGCUCCUGAUUUCCUCAAGAGAACAGUUCCUCACUUCCAGGACAAUGAAGAACUUGGGCUGGUGCAAGCCAGGUGGUCCUUUGUGAACAGGGAUGAGAACCUACUCACAAGGUUGCAGAACAUUAACUUGACAUUCCACUUUGAGGUCGAACAACAAGUAAAUAGUGUGUUCAUUAAUUUCUUUGGGUUCAACGGGACAGCUGGGGUGUGGAGGAUAAAGGCUCUUGAGGACUCUGGUGGGUGGUUGGAGAGGACCACUGUUGAGGACAUGGACAUUGCUGUCCGUGCUCAUCUUCAUGGCUGGAAAUUCAUCUUCCUCAAUGAUGUUGAGUGCCAGUGUGAAGUACCUGAAUCUUACGAAGCUUAUCGGAAACAACAACACAGAUGGCACUCGGGACCUAUGCAGUUGUUUCGCCUAUGUUUGCCUGCUAUCAUCAAAUCCAAGAUCAGCAUUUGGAAGAAAUUCAAUUUGAUAUUCCUCUUCUUUCUGCUCCGAAAGUUGAUAUUGCCCUUCUAUUCUUUCACCCUAUUUUGCAUAAUUCUCCCCAUGACAAUGUUCAUCCCCGAAGCUGAGCUCCCAGCAUGGGUUGUAUGCUACAUCCCUGCAACAAUGUCAUUCCUCAAUAUUCUUCCUGCCCCGAAAGCCUUCCCUUUCAUUGUUCCAUACCUCCUUUUCGAAAACACCAUGUCAGUGACCAAAUUCAAUGCCAUGAUAUCCGGCUUAUUCCAGCUUGGGAGUGCAUAUGAGUGGGUGGUCACCAAGAAGUCUGGGCGUUCCUCGGAGGGUGAUCUUGUCUCCUUAGUUGAGAAAGAGCCAAAGCAUCACAGGGGGGUCUCGGUUCCAGACCUUGCUGAAAUGAAGGAAGAAAUUCGACAGCAGGAGCAAAAAGCUAAGAAGAAGAAGAAGCAUAACAGAAUAUACACAAAGGAGCUGGCAUUGGCUUUCCUUCUUCUAACGGCUUCAGCUCGAAGCCUGCUGUCUGCUCAGGGCAUCCAUUUCUACUUCUUGUUGUUUCAGGGAAUCUCAUUCCUGCUGGUUGGUUUAGAUUUGAUCGGUGAGCAGGUUGAGUGAGUGAAGACAAGAAGAAAGUACACAGUACAGUCUUUGUAGAGAUAUAUGGAUAUGGAUGUAAACACAGUUUACCACAGGCAAGAAGGAUGGAAACAACCACGAAUAUAUAAGCAGGAGAACUCGAGAAAGAACAGCACCGGGGAGAAGAUUGUAGAGGGACGAACCUCCAAGACUCCCCAUUAGGUUCCACCCAGAAGAAAAAAUAUUUAUGCUAAUUGGACAAAGGUUGUCAUCAUGAAGAAGUAUAGGGUACGAUGUAGGGGAUGCGGUUCAAUUUCUUUUUUGAUGUUUGCUUGAUUCUUUUGUUUUUGUAGCAAUUCUUUUGUAAGAAAAUUUGGCCUUCAAAUUCUCAAAACACAAUUUGUUAACGUUUGAGGCAGUCAUGCCAGAUUGCCAGUGAUGCUUUUA
Molecule: messenger RNA, 2766 nt
Organism: Fragaria vesca subsp. vesca
Lineage: Eukaryota; Viridiplantae; Streptophyta; Magnoliopsida; Rosales; Rosaceae
Product: probable xyloglucan glycosyltransferase 12-like
Exons: 5
Coding region: 250-2358 (702 amino acids)
Cellular component (GO): Golgi apparatus
Molecular function (GO): glycosyltransferase activity
Source: RefSeq, a predicted model, not a curated record